AUGGAAAAGCUGCAGCCUCUGACAGGCGAUGAUAGUCCAAGAGAAAUGCUAUCUGCAAAAGUUUUUGAUGCAGCGAUUUCAGCCUUAGGAGACACCUUAAACCUCUCAGCGGCUGAUGAGGCUGUCACAAGCCGCCGCUCCGCUCUCCUCGGGAACGGAGGAGUCUUCCUUUCCCUUUCUGCCAGUCCAACGGAGAACUGUCUUUCUAUUCCCGGGUCCGGGCUCAACUGCAGACGGGGAGAGAACAGCCACAGCCGGCUGCGCUCCGUGUCGGUGGGCUGCAGCGCUUCGGCUUCUUUAAAAGUGGGCUCUGCGUGUGCGAGGGCGGCGCGGGAGGGCGGCAGCGCGCUCGGAGCCCGCGGGUCCCGCAGACGCCGGGGCGAGUGCCCGCAGGUGCGGCGGUGCGCGCGGGCGGGGCGGGGCGGGCUGGGCGGCUGCGGCGGGAGCGCCCGGGAGGCUGAGGCUCGCACUCCGCUGGCUCGCGCUCGCGCGCACAGGCGCUCGCACCCGGCCCGGCGCGCCGCCCGCGCUCACCUGCAUUUCCUUAACGAGCCACUUGAUGGCUGCGGCGGCGCGGCCGCGGCCCGCAGGAAGGACCGGCGGGGGGCGGCAGGAUGCCGAGGCGACGGGAGACCCGAGCCUGGGUGGCCAGGCUCAACCUCGACCCCGGGCUGGGCGCGGAGAGCACCUGCCGGCUACCGGGCGCCGGGCAGCGUCGGGCCAGCUGUGCUGAAUAUUCUUCAUCCUUCUCUUUGCAUUCCCAGCUCCAGAUCCACAAGGAACUCAGAAUCCUGGGGAUAAAGUUUGAGAACUUGGAGCAUCCUGGUUUCUCCUGUCCUACUGGAUUCUCUUUGUCAGUGGGAGAAAGGCCAGCCAUCUCCAGUGCAUUGGAGAGCUCCUUUCUGGCAGUGGCUGUGUUUGUUUAGGAGGACGGUCUUGCCACCACCAUGCAUAUAUGCCAUAUAUGCACUUCCUUUAUAGCAUAUUCCUUCUGCUGUUCACUAGGGCUGGAAUUAUGGCCCUUGGACUCCAUCAUCAAUUCCUUUAAUCCAGCAGCCUUUCUGGAAAAUAUUCUUCAUUAUCUAAAUUUGGUUUAGAAUUACUUCUAAUUGAGACUUCCUUUUCCUUAUGAUACUUGGGAUAUCAUAUUUGUAUUUUUAAAUACAAAAUAGUCAAGCAUGAUAAGCACUUUUCCUAAUUAUUAUAAAGUUUAACAAAUAUAUCAGCUACUGUGUACAGAAGUCUGAAAAGAUUAUCAUGGCUCCACCUGAAAAUAAUUUUAACACAAAUUUAAUUGUAAACCGGAGUGCACUAAGAGACGCAUAGAAGGAGCCAGGAAGACAUCAUUUCAGGGUUUGUAUGCAAGGUAUUUCCAAUGGAGAUUAGCAUGUGAAGCAAUAAAUAAAGUCGGGAUCACAACGCACCACUGUGGUUGGACAAUCAUCCAGUUAAGGCCUCAGAAACAACCUGUCCUUGGACAUCAGAACUUUAAUUUGAGGCUUCAGCCACCAGGACUCAAGCCUUUAGGCUCUGGCAAAUUUUCUGGUUUUUACAUGUCUGAAAUAUCCAAUUCUUCCCUCAUGAUCCACUUAAAAUUCUUUCUUGGAGCUUCUUGGCCCCCAUAAUUGCAGAGUGGUUGUGCACUUGGUUUUGUUUCUCUAUAGAACCCUGAAUAGUACACAGAAGAUCUUUAUCUAAAUUUAGAGCAUGUCAAUGUUGUCCACAGAGUUGUCACAUCUGUAUACUAAAUGAGCCUAAUGCAGCAAAUUUUUGAAAAUGUCCUAUGUUUUAUGAACAUAUAUCUUCACAUUUUUAUCUCAUUGCAAAAUAAGAAUGAUGGAUAAUUUGAAGCCUAGUGUUUAUUAUCUGACUAAGCAAGCCACUGUUUAUUAAGGCGCUAUGAUUUUCAUCUGUUUACAUACUGCUUCAGGAAAACCACAUGGGUCCAUUCCUUUAAUUAUUUUUUAAAAGCCAAAGAUGAUCACGUAAAAGUGAACUCAAAUUACCAAUACUAAUUCUCAAAUCACUGUUCCAUGAGUAUACAAUAGAAUGAGCCUAGUGGGUCACAGAGACUGAUGUGACAAGCACAUGACCAACAAAGUGUGCACCAGAUGGUCUGCACACACAUUAUGGUUAUUAGCUUGGUGUUUUGUGGGACUCCUAACAGUGGAAACAGGUGGAUCUCUGACUCUUUUCCCUGAUCUUGGGACUCAUUUCCUCCUAUUGGGUUGACUUGCCCGGCUUCCAAUAGGAGAGCUUUUGUCUUGUCUUAUUGUAUCUUGUCUUGUUGGGUUUGGCAGUCGUCUCUUGAAGCCUUUCAUUUUUCUGAGAGGAGACAGAUGGUGAGUGGAUCUGGGAAGUGAGGACUUGGGGCAGGGAGCUUGGAAGAAUGGAGGGAGGGGAAAUUGUAUUGUAUGAGAGAAUAAUCUAUUUUCAAUAACAAAACAAGGGAGCCAAUUGAAUACACUCUUUUAAGCAAAAUGUUCCCCAAAAAUAUGUAAAUCAGAACAGAUGACAUCAAAUCCUUAAAUAAAUGAGAAGUAUAAUUCUAUAAAGAAAAUAUAAUAUUUGAUUUGGGUCAUUAUUUUUAUUUUAAAAGUAAUAAAAUAUGUCAACUGCAAGAUUCUUUGUAUUUAGCUGUGCUUAGUUAAGGUAUUAUAAAUUUCAGUUCUGAUCCUGACUACUUUUGAAUUUUAUUUGCCAGAUAUGGCAUGAUAAUGGGUAAGUACCCCACUUGUAUUAUUCAGUCAUGUGAGCAGCAUUCUAAGUUUCAGAUUGAAGAGUUAUAGUUCUGUGGUAGUGUGCUUGCUUAGUGUGCCCGAGCCCUCACUACAAGCACAAAAUUAAUGCACAUAUAGAUGAAAAAUAAGUUCAUUUAUUUCAGCUCUUAGAAAAUUGAGGUUUUCUAGCUGGGUUAGGUCUCACAGAUCACAUAAAUAAAUGAAAUGCAUACCACAACAGCCUGUCUCUUGACUCUCUCUUCUAUGUUAUUCAUCUGCUUCUUGUUGUUUGUGCCUAUUCUAUCUUGGAUUUGGGAGCUUUUGAAAUGUUUGACAUAAACUAGAAAUUUGUGAUAGGUUAAUGUUAAAAUAUAGGUUCAAAACAGAAAAAAAAGUGUUUUUCUAUAAGAACUGAUUUUCUACUUUUCAAGUAAGUCACAGUUCGCUAUUCCAAUUCGGUGGCCUUGCAUAUUAAUUCCAUAUGAGAAAUGAUUUUGCUUGGUCCCAUAUAAAGUUUAAUUUCAUUAUCUAGUUUGUAUUCAGGAAAGGAAAUAACUUUAUGAUUUUAGCUACAUUAUUUGUAAGCCUUUUCCAUCACCAUAAUUUAUUUUAUAUGCUAAUUUCUCUUUUUGGGUAACUGUUUCCUUAUAUUCACAUGAUUUUAUUUCCCACUUUACUUACAAAUAAAAAGAAUAUAAAAUCUAUAAUAGCUCACCUGUCUUUUACAAUGAACAAUAAACCCUUCUAGAACUUUCAUAGGCAUGCCCUCUAUUUCAGAGAACAACAAAAUAUUUUACAAGUCUUUGUUUUUAGCCUUUUGUUCAUACACAAUGCUAUUGUGGCAGGGAAAAUACGUUUGCAUUGGCAAAGAUUUUAUAUAUAUUUGGAAUAUUUAAAGUUGUGAAUUUUAAGGCAGAAUCAAAAGGAAGAGUUGUAAAACAAUAAAAUUAUAGAAACUGUUUUUUAGCUUUUGAUAAUCUGUACCUAAUAAAUCAAUUGGAAUAUUUUAUUUUAUUUUUUGAAAGUAUAUAUUGUGUUUGAAAAAUUACAAAUCUCUUUAAGUAAGUUUUCCACAUAAUACAAGGGGUGAUAUAGCCUAACACCUUGCCCUUCACUUCUCUUUCACAGAUGAAACCACUAAAUCCACUGUGUAAAAUGCUCAAUUUUAUAUAAUAAAAAUGGAGUCCAGUUUUCA
This is a messenger RNA of Peromyscus leucopus (white-footed mouse), 3915 nucleotides long. RefSeq lists its product as uncharacterized. The record is from RefSeq and is a predicted model, not a curated record. The transcript is spliced from 3 exons. The coding region runs from base 1 to 801 and encodes 266 amino acids. Lineage: Eukaryota; Metazoa; Chordata; Mammalia; Rodentia; Cricetidae.